UACCGUGUGUGGGCUCCCUAUUCUCACAGUGUCCGUGUGCAGCCUAGGACUUCAGUCCCUGUCAUCUGAUCAUGAAGAUUUGGUGGCUCCUUCUGGUUAUGGGUGCAUGUGCAAAGAGUGCGUACUCCCAGGACACCUGCCGGCAAGGGCACUCUGGCAUCCCGGGGAAUCCAGGUCACAAUGGCCUCCCGGGAAGAGAUGGACGAGAUGGCUCCAAGGGUGACAAAGGAGAUACAGGAGAACCAGGACAUCCCGGAGAUCCAGGGAAGGAUGGAAUUCGUGGGGAGAAAGGAGAACCAGGAGCAGAUGGAAGAGUUGAAGCAAAAGGCAUCAAAGGUGAUCCAGGCUCCAGAGGAUCCCCAGGGAAGCAUGGCCCGAAGGGAUCCAUUGGCCCUACAGGAGAACAAGGGCUGCCCGGAGAGACUGGCCCACAGGGGCAGAAGGGAGAUAAAGGCGACGUGGGCCCCACUGGUCCAGAGGGACUGAUGGGCAGUACUGGACCAUUGGGCCCCAAGGGCUUACCUGGUCCAGUGGGCCCCAUUGGCAAACCAGGUCCUAAGGGAGAAGCCGGACCCAUGGGCCCCCAGGGGGAGCCGGGAGUCAGAGGGAUGAGAGGCUGGAAAGGCGAUCGAGGAGAGAAAGGGAAAGUGGGCGAGGCUCCCAUCUUGCCUAAGAGUGCCUUCACUGUGGGUCUCACGGUGAUCAGCAAGUUCCCUCCUCCUGAUGCGCCCAUUAAAUUCGAUAAGAUCCUGUACAAUGAACUGAACCAUUACAACGUGGCGACGGGGAAAUUCACCUGCCACGUGGCCGGCGUCUAUUACUUCACCUACCACAUCACUGUUUUUUCCAGGAAUGUGCAGGUCUCUUUGGUCAAAAAUGGGGCAAAAGUCCUGCAUACCAAGGAUGGUUACAUGAGCUCUGAGGACCAGGCCUCUGGUGGCAUCGUGCUGGAGCUGAAGCUCGGGGACGAGGUGUGGAUGCAGGUGACGGGAGGAGAGAGGUUUAAUGGCUUGUUUGCAGAUGAGGACGAUGACACCACCUUCACCGGCUUCCUUCUGUUCAGCAGCUCUUGACACAGUGGACUCUGCACAUGGGCCUCACUGAAGGCUCUGCUGGUGGACAUGGUGCCCCCAGAGCUAGCUCGGGGGCAGUGGGAUGUGACUGUGUCCAUUCUUCCAAUUAUUGCGUCCAUCCUAAAGUGCAGAGGUGGGAAGCUAAGCCUACAAAGUCAGUCAUUCGAACACAUUCAUAAUAAACUAACUCAGAGACACCGACUGUGCACCAGUGUCCCGUUAAGGCAAGAGACCAAAGAACUUCCUCUUAGUGUCAUUGAACCCAGAGGGAGUCCAGAUUUGAAUUCUCUACUUUGUGUUGUGUGUCUUCCGUCCUCCCUGUCUGUUUGCUCUGAGUCUGAAUCUGUGUCUGCCUGAAGGCUGUCUUGUGAAUCUGUCCCUGUCCCCCAGCAGAGGGCUGUGUUCUCUCUCUUAUUAGAAGCACAGAAAUCAUCAUAUGGAGAAGGGAAUGAGGGAUGCUUUAUAGAAAUCUUUAGCACAGUGUCACAAGGGAUUAAGUCACUGACUCCAGCUGCUCCCAACUGACCCAGGAACUUUCUCUGUAGACCAGGCUGGCCUUGAACUCUGAUGUGGGAGUGUCAUAUAUCAAUCUGUUGAUUUCAUUGGUUAAGCAAUAAAGAAACUGCUUGGCCCUGAUAGGUUGAAACAUAGG
Messenger RNA from Microtus oregoni (creeping vole), 1725 nucleotides. RefSeq names its product complement C1q and tumor necrosis factor-related protein 9. Bases 72 to 1073 code for a protein of 333 amino acids. NCBI's taxonomy places the organism in Eukaryota, Metazoa, Chordata, Mammalia, Rodentia, Cricetidae. Gene Ontology annotation, molecular function: protein binding. The record is from RefSeq and is a predicted model, not a curated record. The transcript has 4 exons.